ACUUGCGAGACAGCGGUCAUUAAUAAGAGAAAUCUUUAUCUUCAUUACUUAGCAAAAUGAUUUCCAAGGAAAUUAUUUUACUUUUGUGUUUUUAUUUUAGUUUGAGAUUUCUGGUUCGUGCUCAUGAACUACCAAAGCAGAAGCAUGAGCACUAUAGUUUUACAGCGUUACAAGAAACAUUAAAUGGCGAGGUUCUCCUCUCAGAUGAUGUCAAUAGACUCCUCUCCAAGCUGCAUUUCUGGAACUGUUCAAACAGCACUGCUGGGAUCCACCACAGAACGUGUCUCUCCACGACGGAUGUCUUCAAUUACGCUGGGUCAUCGGUUACACAGUUGAAUUCCAGCGAAUUUGUUGAAAUCAGUCCCAUGAUUGUUUACUGUCUGCUGCCUGCGCCUGAAAAGAACCCUGGUCGAUGUUCACCUCCCAAGAACCACAGCGAACUUUACAACUUCUUCGCAAGGAAUGUCAGUCAACAUGGCGAACACGGAAACAUUACGCAUGAAGCAUUGGAUGAAAUAUUGGACAAGAUCAACUCGACGAUCGGGAAACAUUUAACUAAGAAAAAGUGUUUUUCUGCUGAAGACAUUGUUAAAGAGAUUGAGGAAGAAAAAGAACACCAUCAUGAAGAAGAAGAACAUCACCAUCAUGAAGGAGAAGAUCACCAUCAUGAAAAGGAAGAGAAAACCCUUGACCUGGGAGACUUUCAAAAUGCCUGUGCCAGUAUUGUGCUACAUUUAGUACAGGGAUACUGCAUUGAAGAAGCCCAUGGUCACAAUGAGACCUCAUCUUUACCUUCAAGGGAGUUCUUCAUGAAUGAGCUCUUUGAGAACAAGACACGCCUCCUUGAGGAAGAUUUGGAAGCAAUUAUGAAAGUCCUAAAAAUUGGUAAAAUUGGUAAAGUUGAGUCAUCAGGUGGAGAGGAUUCACAUGGUCACAACCAUCGACGAAGACGAUCUGCUGGGUCCCUCUUGUCCUCAUCACUGGAAUCAAAGACCCCUCAUUCUGUUCAUCGCCGUGAAGUUGAUGAUCAUGCACAUGCUCAUGAGACUGGAACUUGUUACUCCCUUGAUGACAUGCUGAAAGUUUUUGAUAUUGAUCACGAGACUGGUGCAGAUAAAUUUGACUUCAAAGAGCUAUGCCCUGCUUUCAUUCAACAAGCCAAAAGUGGACAUUGCAAUGAAGCUGCUCCAACAGCUGGACCUAACACUGAUAAAGACAUGGGAAAAAUAUGGGGCUAUGGCUUUGUUUCUGUUACCAUCAUCAGUCUCACAUCCUUGGCAGGAGUGGCCACCAUCCCAUUUUUUGGAAAGAGCAUGUACAAGAAAGUCCUGGCCACCUUGGUUGCACUUGCUAUUGGAACACUGGCUGGAGACAGUUUACUUCAUUUGUUACCUCAUGCAUUCGGUCUCCAUGCACAUGAAGAAGAAGGUGCCGGCCAUGAAAGUCAUGAAGAAGAUAAUGGCUUUGUCUGGAAAGCUUUGGUUGUACUGGUCUCUAUUUACGCAUUCUUCUUGUUUGAGACUCUGAUGCAUCUGUGUUUGAGGAGUAAGAUUGGAGAACACAGCCACAGUCAUGUUGAUGUUGAGCUUCCUGGUCCUUCCAGUCGGCAUAUGAGUUUCAAAAAGGAGAGAAGAUGUUCCAGGUUGGAGCGCCGUGAAGGUAUACCGCCCAUUGCCGAUAAUCAUGAAGAAAAACCACCCAUGGGAAAUGGUGACAUUGUUUUGACUAAUGUGGACGGUCCCGCAGCAUGUUACAUCUCCAGUCCUUCGUGUACAUUUUAUUCACACUGUGUCUAUGAGUAUGUUUCUAGUUCAGACACUGAAGGGUGUGAUUACCAGAAUGCCAAAGGUGAGAUCAAUGGAGAUGCACUCCCUCAGGAUGCAUCAGGCAAACCCAAGAAAAGUCUUAAACACAGCUUGUCACGCCGUUCAGUAUUCAGUAACGAAGAAGGAAUGAGGAAGCCUCUGAAAAAGAUAUCAACUGUUGCCUGGAUGAUCAUAAUAGGUGAUACUCUUCAUAACAUCAGUGAUGGUUUAGCCAUUGGUGCAGCAUUUGCCGAAGGAGGGAGUUCUGGUAUCUCUGGUGGCAUAAGUACAUCAAUAGCUGUGUUUUGCCAUGAGUUGCCACAUGAACUUGGUGAUUUUGCAGUACUGCUCUCAGCUGGCAUGUCUGUGAAGAUGGCACUGGUAGCAAAUUUUUUGUCAGCCUUGUCUUGCUAUAUUGGAUUGGCAAUUGGUAUCUCUGUUGGUCAACAGGCUGAUGUGCGGUUCUGGAUCUUUGCCAUUGCUGCAGGAAUAUUUCUUUAUGUAUCUUUGGUGGACAUGCUUCCAGACCUGAUGCACAGUGAGUCAUUGCAGACUGAACCAGUAGUAACAUUUGCUUGUCAAAACUUUGGCUUACUGCUUGGAAUUGUGAUUAUGUUGGUGAUAUCCUUGUAUGAGGAAGAUCUGAUGGAUCUUAAAUGGUAGUGGAUGUUUGCCUUUCUGAAACUGUUGUUUUACAAAUAGAAAAAGAUUUCUCUGGGCUCGUCAGUAUUAUAGUAAAUGACUUUGUUGUAGUGUGUAGAUUAGUCAGGAUAUUUAAGUGAGUGA
Messenger RNA from Pocillopora verrucosa, 2591 nucleotides. Its product is annotated as metal cation symporter ZIP14. Lineage: Eukaryota; Metazoa; Cnidaria; Anthozoa; Scleractinia; Pocilloporidae. Gene Ontology annotation, molecular function: monoatomic cation:bicarbonate symporter activity; zinc ion transmembrane transporter activity. Gene Ontology annotation, biological process: intracellular monoatomic cation homeostasis; zinc ion import across plasma membrane. The record is from RefSeq and is a predicted model, not a curated record. Gene Ontology annotation, cellular component: plasma membrane.